This is a messenger RNA of Scomber scombrus (Atlantic mackerel), 1023 nucleotides long. Its product is annotated as perilipin-2-like. The coding region runs from base 1 to 1023 and encodes 340 amino acids. Lineage: Eukaryota; Metazoa; Chordata; Actinopteri; Scombriformes; Scombridae. Gene Ontology annotation, cellular component: lipid droplet; cytosol. The transcript is spliced from 6 exons. The record is from RefSeq and is a predicted model, not a curated record. Gene Ontology annotation, biological process: positive regulation of triglyceride storage; lipid storage.
AUGCCGAUGAACAACAACCAGAAGGUCCAGGUGGGUGUAGCUGCCAGACUGGCUAAGCUGCCCAUGGUUAGCUCUGCUUAUGCCCAGCUGUCAGUCUUGUACACUGACACUAAGAGCAGCCACCCCAGCCUGAGGUCUGUGUGUGAGGUGCUGGAGAACAGUGUGACAGCUUUAGGCUCGGUGGCAUCUGACAGAUUUUCACCCGUCAUUGUUAAACUGGAGCCCCAAAUUUCCAUUGCAAAUAAUGUUGCAUGUAAAAGUCUUGACUGGCUGGAAACUACAUUCCCAGUGCUUCACACACCCACAGAGCAGAUUGUUAUCGAAGCUAAGAACAAGAUGCUGGAGAUCUGGGAUGUGGUGAACAUUGCAGCUAAUGGAACUCUGGGCUGUGUGCAUCACACUGUUGCCUGCGUUAUUGAAAGGAUGCAGCAGGAUGACGAGCAGUCUAACCAUGCAGUUUUGGAGACGGCCAUAAGAGUGGUCAGUAUAGGACUGGACUCUGCUCUGAGCAUGUCUGAGGCUCUGAUGGACAGAGUGCUUCCUCCGACAGAGGAAGAAAAAAAGGAAGAAACCCACUUGGUGGAGGAUUUUGAGGCAGCUGCACUCAGGAGAAGAUACCAUGUGAGGCUGGUGACACUUACUGCCAAGCUGUGCAGAAGGACUUAUCACAAGGCUGGGGCCAAGAUGCAGUCUGUUGAGGUCAUGUCCAGGUCACCAGGUCUUCUUCGGGACCUUCAGACCAGCUGGCUGGCCUUGUCCUGGAGUCUCCAGGGAGUCCCCCAGUAUCUCCAGCAUCAGGUGUUCAUAUUUAUCUCCCAGAUGUACCACGUAGGCCGCCCUUCAUCACAACAAAACCACUCCAGUCAAGAUAGGAGUUGCCUCAAGGCUGCAGAGGCCCCCAUGGCUUACAAGGAUGUGGUUAAAAUCCCCCCGAAGGUUACACCUAACUGCAGGAUGAGAAGGGCUGUCAAGACAUCUAUGUUUGAAAAUGGAUGUAAUGUUAAAGGAUGUGUGCCCCGUUGA